CAGCCGAGCGGACUCUUUCAGAGACGGACGCCUCUUUCAGCCCAUCCGCAGGCGAGAGAAGGUUAAAGCCACCAAUGGAAAGCACCGGGGGACGGAGGAGAGAGCAGCCGCCGACUUGAUUACCCCAGCGGUGGAGCCAGGAGAGGCACAUCUGGGCAGCUGCCAGAGGCGGGUGGAAGUGGGGAGGAGUGUAAUGGGACUGGAGCAUCCUUCCCAGGCAACAGCUUGAGCUUUUCCUAGUUAUUGAGAAAAGAACGAGAUCACCCGCACGUCCACAUCCUUGACUAAGGGAGAAGUGUGAACGGAGGAGCAAAACAAGUUGCAAAGAAACAGACCAAGUUCGGGGAAAAGAUGGGGAAUUUUAAAGGUCAUGCACUUCCUGGGAGUUUUCUCCUUCUGUUUGGCUUGUGGUGGUCUGUGAAAUAUCCAUUAAAAUACCUCUGUCGAAAGAAAAAGAACUCAUCUUCCAUUGGUUCUAAGGCAGGAUUUCAACGCUUAGAAUUUACUGAGGGCAUCAUCAAAGCUGUCUUUGCUCUUAUUGGUAUGAUUGCCGAGCAGUUUGUUCCAGAUGGACCAUAUCUGAAACUGUAUAAUUAUGAAAAGAAGCAAUGGGAUCACCUAAUGAACUGGCAGCAUGCAACCAUGUAUCUCUUCUAUUGCAUCUCAGGGCUGGUAGACGUUGUGUCGCACAGCACUAAUGCAUUACCGGUAGCUUUCGAUAGGAUGAUGCUUUCACUCGCUGUUUUUGUAGAAGGUUUUCUGUUUUAUUACCACAUCCAUGGGCGAGCUAUGUUAGAUCUCCAUGUUCAUCAGUUACUUUUAGUGGCCAUAUUUGGAGCAGCAGUCUGCAUAUUCUUGGAAGUCUUUUUCCGUGGCAUCAUUGUCCUUGAAAUGUUCCGAACAAGUCUCUGUAUACUGCAAGGGAGCUGGUUCUGGCAGAUCGGAUUUGUACUUUAUCCUCCAAGUGGGAGUCCAGAAUGGAACCAAAUGGAUCACAAUAAUAUAAUGUUCCUCACAAUGUGCUAUUGCUGGCAUUAUGCAUUUGCACUUCUUAUAAUGGCUGUGAAUUAUACUGUAGUGAGCUGGGUGGUUCGUUCGAAAAUAAAACAAGCCCCAACAAUGGAAAUUGGAUUAUUGAAAACAUCUGAUCGAGACCAGGAAUCGGAAGAUGAGAUCUAAUUCAGCAUAAAUAUUUUCUUAUAGUUUGCUAUCUAUUUCUUCCAUUUCUGAACUGUAAUGGUGUUGUUUACCAUAUAAUUUAGACUUACACAAUUGGUGCAUUAAUUUAUUAAAUUUACAUUUCUGCAUUGUUUAUCCUAUACUCGAAGGAGAAAGAGAACAUUUUACUGUUGAAUAGGCUGGUGGUGGCAUUGUCAAGUAAAAAUCAGUUCAGGCCAUUAAUAGAUUAUGAGCCUAUUCUUUCAUUGCUCUUGGGCAAAUUUCCACACAUGGCAAGCAACCACAAUCCUACUGUUGCAGAAAUCUGAUAGUAUCCACCAUAAAACCAACCAACCAAUCAAUAAAUUAUAUAUAUCUCUUUUUAGCUAUUAAGAAUAAUUUGUAGUCUAGCUUCCAAGGUGUAUGUUGCAAAUUUACAUUUGCAAUGGUUAUUACUUUGUCUGUUCUUAUUUAUUAUCAGGUAUGAUCUAAUUGCAUCAAAGGAUACAAGAACCCAGUGUAAAAUUAUUUAAUGUCAUUACUAAGGAAAAAAUGAUAUUCCUGAAUUGCUGGAUGAUUAUAGGUACUACAUUAGACUUGUUACUUAAUUUGCAGCAAAGACAACUUACUGUAUAUUAAAAAAAUGCAUAUAAGGCUGCUGUAUACUUUAGAUGCCUUCUGCUCAGAAUUUACUCAGUGUGUAGAAGAUUUGGAUGAGAGGAUUCAAAUCCCCAAUAAGUCAUGAAGCUUGGCUAAGCUUGGGGAAGUCUCAACUUAACCAGGCAUGGGGAACCCGUAGCCUUCCAGAUGUUGCUGUGUUCCAUCUUCCAUCAACCAAUGGUCAUGUAGGAUGGGAGUUCUAGUCCAGCAGCUUCUGCAGGGCCACAGGUUCCCCAUCCCUAUAUGGAAAGCAAACAGUGAUUAAUGUUUGGGAAGGGUACUGUAGUGCUAUUCCUUCCCUGCCUGCCACUAGUAGAUACCUCUUCCUGGAGACAGUGCUUUGUGUUCCUCUGAUAUGGCAUUACAGUCACUCCUCUGCUUACUGGGAAAGCACCAUUUAGAAGUAUCCUUAUUUGUGCAGCACAACUCGGUAUGAAGCUACACUCAGGAAAGUCCAUAUGGUAUUGUGUGCCUUUUAGCAUUCAUAUCAGUAAGUAUAAGUGCUUUUAGCAAACUUAAUAGGGUGUAUGUGUGUUCUGGUUAGGAAUUCUGACUUUAAAUGACUCCUCUGCCAGUAGGCAAGGUCAUAUUAAUUGCUACUUGGCAUGCACUUUCAAAACACUGAAAAUUCUUGUUAGAGCAAUCUCUUGGUAGAAAGGAAGAAGAAUUCUGUCUUAUCAGGUAAUCAAUGAAAGAUACUUCAGACUGGUGCGAAUACUUAAAAUUAUGAAUAGUGACUUGGUUUUAAAGGCACUGCAUUGUAUUAUGAUAUAUUGAAAUAAA
Rhineura floridana is the source of this 2601-nucleotide messenger RNA. RefSeq names its product transmembrane protein 45A (gene TMEM45A). The record is from RefSeq and is a predicted model, not a curated record. Bases 352 to 1179 code for a protein of 275 amino acids. The transcript has 6 exons. Lineage: Eukaryota; Metazoa; Chordata; Lepidosauria; Squamata; Rhineuridae.